This is a messenger RNA of Phaeoacremonium minimum UCRPA7, 1353 nucleotides long. Its product is annotated as putative glycosyl hydrolase family 43 protein. Gene Ontology annotation, molecular function: hydrolase activity, hydrolyzing O-glycosyl compounds. The record is from RefSeq and is a predicted model, not a curated record. Lineage: Eukaryota; Fungi; Ascomycota; Sordariomycetes; Togniniales; Togniniaceae. Gene Ontology annotation, biological process: carbohydrate metabolic process. The transcript is spliced from 5 exons. Bases 1 to 1353 code for a protein of 450 amino acids.
AUGAUCUCACUUGUCAAAACGACGCUCCUUCUGCUCUCAGCGAGCAUUGCUCGAGCCUCUCUUCAAAUUGUUCCAGGAGGAACAUGGACAGCUACGAACACGGGUAAACACGUGCAAGCGCACGGCGCAGGAAUCAUCAAGGUCGGCUCAACCUUCUACAUGAUCGGCGAGGACAAGACCGACGGCAGCGCUUUCCAGAAUAUCAACUGCUACUCGUCGAGCGACCUCGUGCAGUGGACGUACGUGGGCGCGCUGCUCUCGCGCACCAGCUCCGGCGACCUCGGCCCCAGCCGCGUCGUGGAGCGGCCCAAGGUCAUCUACAACUCGUCGACCAAGAAGUAUGUCCUGUAUAUGCACAUCGACAGCAGCGACUACAGCGAGGCUAAGGUCGGCGUGGCCACGAGCGAUACCGUGUGCGGCAAGUACACAUACCUCAGCAGCUGGCGCCCGCUGGGGCAGCAGAGUCGUGAUAUUGGACUGUAUCAGGAUACGGAUGGCAAGGCGUACUUGUUGACGGAGGAUCGCGCCAAUGGCCUGCGCAUUGAUGCCUUGACGUCAGAUUAUCUCAAUGUUUCCAGCGCAACUUACCUCUGGAGUGACAGCAUUGAAGCUCCGGCCAUCUUGAAGCAGGGCGGUUACUACUUCAUGUUUGGCUCGCAUCUGACGGGGUGGUCUCCCAACGACAAUGUAUACAGCUAUGCUACCUCCCUCUCCGGUCCCUGGUCUUCAUGGGCCACCUUCGCAACCGUUGGCUCCAAUACUUAUACCUCGCAAACGAAUUUCGUGUUGCCCAUUUCCAGCACGCAAGCCAUCUACAUGGGCGACCGAUGGGUGUCGACGAAUCUGAUGCGAAGCACAUACAUCUGGCUGCCACUCACAAUCUCUGGAACCAAGGUCACGAUGGCCAACUACGUCAAUUGGGUACCGAACGUGUCCGCCGGCACCUGGACGCCGGGCCCAUCUGAGACGCAGCCCGAGGCCGAGGCCGCGACGCUGUCCAACGGCGCCGUGGUGGUCAGCUGCUCCGGUUGCAGCGGCAGCCAGGCGGUCGGGUACAUCGGGGGCUCGUCGCACGGGACGCUUACCUUCAGCGGGGUGAGCUCGAACGUGGCGACCAAGACGACGAUCAGAGUCAAGUACGAGAACGGCGAUAGCAGCCAGCGGUUCGCGACGGUCAGCUGCAACGGCGUGGGCCAGACAAUUGCUUUCCUGCCUACAGACAAUGGCUACACUCCCGGCAGUAGCUCGGUGCACUGCAAUUUGAACUCUGGAAGUAGCAACACGGUGGUUGUCACGCAGACGGACGGGACGUAUGGGCCUGAUGUUGACCGGAUCAUGGUUCCUGUAAGCUAG